AUGGGGAGACUCUGCGCUACGACGGGCGAAGACCAAUUUGGGAGACUGCCAGUGGAGAUACGAUUAAUGAUCUACAAAGACCUUCUCAUUGCCCCUAUACCGAUAUUCAGAGGCGUUGAAUCGUUCGGUAGGUUGCGAAAGGCAGAGUACGAGCCAAAGUCCAAGAUGAUCUUGUCUACCGGAAUCCUGUCAACUUGCCGCCGAUACUACUAUGAAGCCGUGAGCAUCUUGUACUCCCGAAACCGGAUGAUCUUUUGCACCGGGUUCGGUGGCUCCUCCGGAUGGUUCGAGCGUUUCCCAAUCAGCCGUAAAUACAUGCCUUUUCUCAAGGAUAUCGGUGUCUACUUUCGAGUCACCGACGCGGACGCUACUGCAUCCUCUCGCGUGGGACAUUUCCUCCGGGCUCUGGGACGACGAGCGCCGAACUUACAUCAUCUCGUAAUUUGCGCAGCCUCAGAUCGAUACUACGAAGCCGUAUGCCCUAUAGACAUCAUGUUCUAUAGCCCACAGCAUCCCGUCGUCUCCGCAAUUCUCAGCAUUGUUGCUCGAAAAAACGUUCAGCAUCUCAAGUUACGCGUACAUGAUGAUGCAGGCUAUGCUCCGUAUGUUCUUGAGCGGAUCAAUUCCGUUUUCGAAAAACAUCAUCCCAAGCCAGGUGCGACGCUCACCUUUUCGCGAUCGUGUUCCUCUCCGGAAAACUGUUCGUUUCACGCUCAAGAGGGCUGUCAAGUCUGUGGUAAACCACGUGCAAAUAACAACAUUGAGGACUGGCCUGUGGAUGACACUGCCCUCUACUACGACUGGUGUGAGCCCGACGCAGAGCGGCUGAUGGAGCUGGUGGAUGUACUCGAGGAGCAGGAACGCCGCCACAAUAACGAUGAGGACGACGAUGAGGACGACGAUCAGGAC
Molecule: messenger RNA, 909 nt
Organism: Mytilinidion resinicola
Lineage: Eukaryota; Fungi; Ascomycota; Dothideomycetes; Mytilinidiales; Mytilinidiaceae
Exons: 1
Source: RefSeq, a predicted model, not a curated record